Molecule: messenger RNA, 11042 nt
Organism: Peromyscus californicus insignis
Lineage: Eukaryota; Metazoa; Chordata; Mammalia; Rodentia; Cricetidae
Product: zinc finger protein 180-like
Exons: 5
Coding region: 7689-10676 (995 amino acids)
Biological process (GO): negative regulation of transcription by RNA polymerase II
Cellular component (GO): nucleus
Molecular function (GO): DNA-binding transcription activator activity, RNA polymerase II-specific; RNA polymerase II cis-regulatory region sequence-specific DNA binding; DNA-binding transcription repressor activity, RNA polymerase II-specific
Source: RefSeq, a predicted model, not a curated record
GAGCUCAAGUUCACUCCUGUCAGUCCAGCCUCUCUGUUAUACCUGGGGGAAGAAUGCACGCAGACCCUUUCAUUACCCCUGUGCUGCUGGCAGAGAGGAGGAAGGCUUUUAGUUUGACAGGAGAGGAUGAGUGGCCCUGGAGAAGAACAGCUGGGAGGCACCCACACAGCUGCUUUCUUGCAUGGCUCUGUGCAGGCGUCAUCCAUCAACUGGUCUUAGAAGCCUGCCUGCUGACUGGCAGAAGCGGCUUCCCAAAGCACUUGAGAAGGCAGAAGCUAGACCCAGAAAGGUUGAGAUUAGAGUAAAUAAGCUAUUUCAGAUGCCCUCUUGUUUGAGAGUUCUGGGUUGGCCUUGAGACAUGGCCUCUCUGUUGUAAAGCUGGCGCUCAGAAGCUGUGCGCCGCAGGCCGUCAGGAAGCACUCCCAGCUUCUUGUGUCUUCCCCUUGGUGCUGCUGGCUCGAUGAGCCAUGUCCUCGCACCUCAUCUCCCCACCCAGAACCCCCAUGCCUGUUCACUGCAGGCAGGUGAGCUUUUCAGUCAUCACUCAUACAGGCUGGAGCACUUGGGCUCCAGUCACAGCCCAAGGGUAAACUCACUCUGGCGUACCCUCCCAUCGUGUUUCAGGAGUGGCUUUUCCAUCUCAACGAAGCUUUCUUUGCUCUUCCGCAGACCUCACUAGUUACUCCUUCCAAUCCAGAGAUAGCAGGAGCCACUGCCUCAGAGUGACAGGUGGCCAUUGAGUUUUCAGGGCCCUAGUCCUCUGAGCUAAGCUCAUCUGAGCCAAGAAAUAGGCUCCAUCGCGCUCAAAGCCCCCACACCAUUGCCAUGUAUGCUGAGCUCGAGUGAGUUUUGGAAAUUCACACCCAAAACCCAUCACUAGUGAGGCUGAAUCAAGACAAUUGUGAGUUCAAUGUAGCCUGUCUGAAAGAAGACGAAAAAACAAACGACCUGUGUGUGUGUGCUCCUGCAGACAAUAAGUGUUGCUGCUUUUCCGUGAAGAAAGCACUCAGAUCUGAAUUUCAGAUAAACUAAAUCUAAACCAAUGGCCUUUCCCAAAAAGUCUGAGUGAGUGCUGGCUGUGGUGAAUGUGUGGUGGUGACUUACAGGGUUCUUGUUUUUAUACCAUAAGAGUGGGUGUAGGUAGAGUUUUCCUGCCUGGCCCACAGUCAGGGCAAAUCUCUCUCACCUGCCAGUCCCACAGCCGUCAGACCCGACCAAGUAAACACAGAGACUUGUAUUGGUUUCAAACUGUAUGGCCAUGGCAGGCUUCUUGCUAACUGUUCUUUCAGCUUAAAUUAAUCCAUUUUUAUAAAUCUAUACCUUGCCACAUGGCUCGUGGCUUACCGGCAUCUUCACAUGCUGUUUCUCAUCGUGGCGGCUGGCAGUGUCUCUCUGACUCAGCCUUCCACUUCCCAGCUUUAUUCUCCUCCUUGUCCCGCCUACACUUCCUGCCUAGCCAAUGGCCAAUCAGUGUUUUAAUUAUUGACUAAUCAGCAACACAUUUGACAUACAGAACAUCCCACAGCAAGUGGGAAACAGUAUUUGACCAUGUCAGUCUGCAUAAUUUCCCUGAUGGCUAUUUUGUAAUCUGAUUAUCCACUUCUGUGACCAGUAAGAUUUUCUACCGCGCAGGUAAAACGACCGAUAUGAAAUGAAAUACUUGCCAAGAGUAUAGGGCAUCUCUGGAAGAGCCUUGGUAAAUGUUUGUGUAGCUUGAAGUUGGAAAGGGAUCAUGGGUCUAUUUAUUUGAUGCUGUUGUUCAUGUUGUCAUCUUUUGGAGAUGCAUGUUGUACUGUAACCAGUGGUACAGGAAUAAAAUGGAUGAGAAGCAACAAAGAGACAGACCUCCCUCUUGUUUGAGCUUUUUUUUUUUUGGUUUUUCGAGACAGGGUUUCUCUGUGUAGCUUUGCGCCUUUCCUGGAACUCACUUAGUAGCCCAGGCUGGCCUCGAACUCACAGAGAUCCGCCUGGCUCUGCCUCCCGAGUGCUGGGAUUAAAGGCGUGCGCCACCACCGCCCGGCUUGUUUGAGCUUUUAAAGAAUGGCUAACAGUGGGGCUUGCAGAUUUCCGUUCAUCUCAGCCUGCGCCAGCCACCCUCUAGGGGAUGCUCAAAGCGAAAGUGUUUCAUUGGCAAGGACGACUUCCACUAGCAAGCACCCUGUUUGAGAGGAAGUGGGCUCAUCCACUUAUAUUUCUGAGCAGUGUUAAGGAGCACUCCGGUGGUGUUACUCUCCCCUGGGUAUCCUGUGAUAAGAGUUUUCGGAGUGAGGGAAUGAGGCUGGGGAGAUGGCUCAUUGGGUAAGAGCUGCUGUUCUUGCUGGAUUCAGUUCUCAGCACCCACGUUGUAACCUCACAACCAUCCAUAACUGCAGUUCCAGGGAUGCAGCACCCUUUUCUGACCUCCCUGGGUACUAGGCCCACAUAUGGUACACAGGCGCACAUGUGAGCAAAGCACUCAUACACGUGAAUAAACAUUUUAAAACCCAGGAAUGCAUUUUUCAGGCAAGCUUUGUAGCUCCCAUUUGAGGUGGUUUUUCCCCUUGUUUGUUUAUUAUGGAGGGAUACAUGCCAUUAUGCACAUGGAGUCACAGAGCAACUUAAUUUUUUAUUUUUGGUUUUCAAGACAGGGUUUCUCUGUUUAGCCCAGGCUAUCCUAGAAAACUGUAGCCCAGGCUGGCCUCGAACUCACAGAGAUCUGACUACCUCUGCCUCCGGAGUGCUGGGAUCAAAGGGGUCCGCCACCACCUCUCAGCACAACUUAAUCUUAAAGGGAGUUGGUUCUCUAUCCAUCAUGUGCACUCGGGAUCAAACUCGGGUUGUUGGACUUGGUGCUAAGUGCCUUUACCAAAAUGAUCCAUCUUACUGUCCCUUGAUUUUUUUUUUUUCCUUGUGUCUGUUCUGAUCUUUAUCCCUAAAUGAUGAAUUUUAACCCUGUAAAUUACUGUGUAUCUGAAGCCUUGAUCUCAGAAAAGUAUUAUUUUACUUUAUUUUAUUUUUUUGAGAGUUUUUCUUGUAGCCCUAGCUGUCCUGGAACUCACUCUGUAGACCAGGCUGUCCUCAAACUCAGAGAUCCACUUGCCUCUGCCUUCUAAGUGCUGGGGUUAAAGCUGUGCACCACCACUGCCCAUCUCAGAAAAGUAGCUCUUAAAAGGAGGCAGAGAAUUGAGCUGAAGGCCCAGAGUAGAGUACCUUUGGAACAAAUAAUUUUGAAACUUUGAAAUCAUCAGUGUUCUGAUCUGUAGCCUGUCUGGCUUUCUAUUAAUUUAUACGAGCAUGGUUCCUGCAAGACCUAGCAUGCCUAGUGAAAACAUGCACUGUUAUUUAGAUGUGUGAAUUCCCUGAAAUUGGAAAACGAAACCCAAAGUUCUGGCUGCUAAAGAUUACUGUGAGUACAAUUUCCUCCCCAGGGGACGACUCCCCAGGGGAUGAGUAGUGAUUCUCAACCUGUGGGGCUCGACCCCUUUGGGGUCACCUAAGAUCAUUGGGAAACAGAUGUUUACAUUACAAUUCACAACAGUAGCAAAUUUACAGUUAUGAAGUAGCAAUGAAAAUAAUUUUAUAGUUGGAGGUAACCACAACAUGAGGAACUGUAUUAAAGGGCUGAAGCGUUAGGAAGGCUGAGAACCACUGGUCUAGAGAGUCCUCUGACAGAAUGAUCUAAGCAGGCUUUUUUCUGUCCCACCCUGUCCUGCAGCCACUUGUAAACAAUCACUCAGAGGCUUGAUAUUAAUUGCAUACUCUUUGGUCUAUUGCUCAGGCUUAUUACUAACUAACUCUUACAACUUAACCCAUUUCGAUUAAUCUAUGUUUUGCCACAUGUCUUGUGGCUUUACCCAUACUCUAAUACAUCUUGUCUCCCCUGUGGCUGGCUAGCAUCUGCCCCUGACUCCAGCCUUCUUCCUGUAUCUCUGCUUGGAUUUCCCUCCUGGCUCUAAACUGCCUUGCCAUAGGCCAAAGCAGCUUUAUUUAUUAACCAGUGGGAGCAACAUAUAUUCACAGCAUACAGAAAGACAUCCCACAUCAGAAUGAAACCAGAAAAUGUAGUGUAGUGUACCUGGUAGUGGUAUAGACUUUAUGAAGGACAGUGUCUGAGGGGCUGGGCUAUGUCCAGAAGUAGCACUCUGAAUUCAGAUAGGAAAAUGGCAAAAGUUCUCCACACAUGGAUUUUGUUGGAGGCUUGAAAGUCUGGGAGACAAUAGACACUUUAUUGCCCAUCCCCCUAAGGUUUUGUUUUGUUGUUUUUCUUUUGUUUUUCGAGACAGAGUUUCUCUGUUUAGUUUUGGUGCCUGUCCUGGAUCUUUAUCUGUAGACCAGGCUGGCCUCGAACUCAGAGAUCUGCCUGGCUCUGCCUUCCAAGUGCUGAGAUUAAAGGCCCAUCCCCCUAAUUUAUAUAGAUACAAUCAGUAUUAGAUGAAAGUGCGAGUGUAGGAUAUUGGAUUGGUUUGUUUGGUUUUUGGUUAUUUUAAUUUUUUGAUUCAGAGUCUCCCUGUAACUGUGAAUGGCCUGGAACUCACCAUGUAGACCAGGUUGGAUUUGAACUCACAGAGGCCUGCCUGCCUCUGCCUUCCAAGUGCUGGGAUCAAAGAUGUGUGCCACCACACCCAGCUUAAGUGUAUGGAUUUCAGUGGGCACUUGGAAUCUUGAAGGAACCAUGCUGAUCCAAAAUGGCUACAAGUUAGAGCCCUGAAAAUUUCAAGGUUUGGUUGAUCGUAGAAAAUUCUUCAGUAAAUGCUGAAUAUGUUUGUGUUUGGCAAUGGAGUUGAUGAAAGUGUAAAGAUAUUUGAAGGAUUGAAUGACUGUGGGUGUUUGCUCCUAUUUACCAGGCUUUUUCUUUUAGGCCACCAACCAGCUCCCAAAUCAUGACAUGGAGACUUACUAGUUUUGAAUGCUUGGCCUUCGCCUAACUCUUUUCUGGCAAGCUCUUUUAACUUAAAUUAACCUGUUUAUCUACUUUUUGCCUCGGGGAUUUUUACUUUCUGUAGAUCUUACUCUCACUGCUUCUUGUGUCUGCUGGCUGGUGUCUGCCUGGCUUUUGGCCCUGGGCGGCUCCCUUGUUCCCUCCUCCUUCUCUCAUUCUUUUUCUUCUCCCAAGCCUAGAUUUCUCCUCCUAUUUGUUCUUUCUGCCUGGCAGCCCUGCCCAUCCUUUCCCUGCCUAGCUAUUGGAUGUUCAGCUUUUUAUUAGAGCAAACAGGUGCCUUAGGCAGGCAAGGUGAAACAAAUGUAACACAUCUUUACAUAAUUAAAGAAAUGCAACAUAAACAAAGCUAACACAUGUUUGCCUAGUUAAAAUAAUAUUCCACAACACCCAUGUACUUCUGGUUUUGGCUACUUGGCCUUGUUUAAUAUAUGAGUGAUUCAAUGCUGAAUAUGUGAAUGACCCAUAUGCCUUGCCACAGUUACUGGGGAAUGGUUUAUGGGUUCCAAGAGUUUUACUGUAAAAUAGAUUUCUAAACAGAAACUGUUUGCUCAAUAUCUUUAUUUUGGGCUGAUAAGAUGGCUCAGUAGCUAAGGAUGCUUGCUCCUAGUCCUGACCAUCUGAGGUUAAGCCCCAUGACCCACGUGGGGGAAGUAGAAAACUGAUUGUGCAUGUUGCCCUCUGGCCUCCACAUACACGCACAUUAAUACACAUGAAUCUUUAAAAAAAAAUCCAAACUUAGGGUACUGAAGAGAUCGCUUGGCUAUUAAAAGCACAUACUACUUUUGCAGAGGACCUGAGUUUGGUUCCCAGCACCCAUUUCAGAUGGCUUAAGUCGUUUCGGGGGAACUGACACCCUCUUUUGGCUUCCUUGGGCACUACACUCACUCACAUGGUGAAUACACACACACACACACACACACACACACACACACACACACACACACACACGCGUGUGCGUGUAUUUAAAAUUAUUGAUUCGUUUCUUUUGUAUAACUUGGUUUUCUUCUCCUCUCUGUAUUCCCAGUUCCUCCAUGCGCUUUUUAUAGGAGAACCUCUUAGACUGGGUGGGUGGUAGCUCUGUUGAGUUUGCUUUGCUUGAGUUUGAGUGUCACGUUUUGGAAAGUUUUCCUUUUCCAAGAUUACAAAAAGAGGGUGAAGGUUGGAGAGCUGAAGGUGAGAAGCGGUCGGUAGAACUGUUUCAGACUAAGAAUCCCCAAACUCGGGUGAGCAUGCAAAUGAUCUCGAACGGAAGGAAGCCCAGUGGCUGGAAAGACUUUCCUGUGGCCCAGAAGUCCCACACAGUCCCUGACGCUCUCUAGAAAGGCAUUGUUUAACACACAGUCUCUCACAGAAAGGUGGGAAAGCUUCGUGGUUAGACAAUUUUUGUCUUCAGGAGCGCUAAAGACGUUGUUCCGGACCUCGACAUUGUGAUAUUUAGUCUACUUUCCUGACGGCGGGACUUCUGAUCCAGAGAAGCGAGGAGGCACUCUGAGAAUUCUGGGAAAUGUAGUCCACAACACUCCCAACCUCGGGAUACUAGGAUAACUUCCGCCGUAGGAGGCUUAGAGGACCGCCCAACUCCGGUCGGGAAUUUUGGGAAAUGUAGUCCGGGAAUCCCCGGUGUUCAAGGAUAACUUCCUCUGCACGAGUCUGUGUGUUGUCCCUGCUCCCCUCGGGAAUUCUGGGAAGUGUAGUCCAGGCGGCCUGUGCGGGAAGAGUCACUUCCGCCUCAGGUGUGCGAGGCCCCGGCCUGUGUUCCUCUCAGAAAGAACAUUCUCCAUCUAAGGAGGGUCCCUACAGGAUGGGACAUUUUGUCUUGGAAGACACUGCUAUACAACACUGAGCCACACCCCAGCCUCUCACUGGGGGAUUCUAGGCAGGGGCUCUACCACUGAGCCACACCUCCAGCCCCUCACUGGGGGAUUCUAGGCAGGGGCUCUACCACUGAGCCACACCCCAGCCCCUCACUGGGGGAUUCUAGGCAGGUGCUCUACUACUGAGCCACACCCCCAGCCCCUCACUGGGGGAUUCUAGGCAGAGGCUCUACCACUGAGCCACACCCCAACCCCUCACUGGGGGAUUCUAGGCAGGGGCUCUACCACUGAGCCACACCCCCAGCCCUUCACUGGUGAUUCUAGGCAGGGGCUCUACCACUGAGCCAUACCCCAGCCCCUCACUGGGGGAUUCUAGACAGAUGCUCUACCACUGAUCCACACCCCCAGCCCCUCACUGGGGGAUUCCAGGCAGGAGCUCUACCACUGAGCCAUACUCUAACCUCUCACUGGGGUUAGAGCAAAGGGGCAGUUCUGUGAUGCAGAUUAGAAUUCACUUCUGGGCAGUCAUGGGGACAUAGAGAGGUUUGAUUCCUUACAGUAGCUGUCCACACCUGGAGCACAGAAUCCCAGCAGCCCUUAACACUGAGUGCCAGCACUCUGGCAGCGCUUUUGCAGAUGACGGAAUUGAAAUUUAAAAGGUUAAUGAACUUAGCUAUGGUUACUCAGUGAGCACACGCUAGCACCACACACCUUUUAAAAAAUUACUGAUAUUUAUUCAGUGUGGGUGUAUACACAAGCACAUGCCAGAGGACAACCCGUGGGGGCCCGUUCUCCCCCGUGUGGGUCCUGGGGGCUAGCCUCAGGUCGUCAGGCUUGGCUGCCUCCCCCUGCUGAGCCAUCUCAGCCCAGCACCGGGCUCGAACACAGGCGUUUCGCCCCUUGAUGCUACUUGGAGCCAAUACCUUUCCCCACUCUCCUUCGCCACAUUUCCCAGGAUGGCAGUGAACACUCUGGGAGAUGUCCAGUAUGAAGUCAGGACAGUUGGGAAGGCUCUUCCUGCCUAUAGCCUAGGGUGGGCGUUCUUGGGGGUGCCUGGAAUGGGGCCCGCGGGCCCCACUGUGCAGCACAUGCAUGUGGCUAUGUCUGGAGGUGCGAGGGGUUGUUUGAUCUCACUUGGACAGAGUUGUAUGUUCCCUCUCUCAUGGUGUCUGUCAUCCUGUCCUGCCUUCCCAGGUCUCCACCAUUUCCUAGAAAAAAAGGAAGAGAAAAUGACCAGAUUGCAGCACCACCUCUUCUGUGGGCAUAGCCUGUGUUUGCUGUCACAGGAGACGGUGACGUUCAGGGACCUGGCCGUGGUCUUCAGCGAGGAGGAGCUGGGGCUGCUGGACGCCGCCCAGAAGCAGCUGUAUCGUGACGUGAUGCUGGAGAACUUCAGGACGCUGCUCUCAGUGGCACAUCAGCCUUUCAAACCAGAUCUGAUAGCCCAGCUGGAGAAGGAAGAGAAGCUUUACAUGGAGGAGACCCAAGGAGGAAGCGAGGGUGGACAUGCUGUGGAGAGUGCCGAAGAUGUGGAAUUAAACUCCCUUUGUCCCAAAGAGCUCUCCUCCUGUCAGACCUGCGUGUUACCCGGGGCUCAGGACUUGGUGAGAAGAUGUACAGAGAGGAACACUGAGUCUCAGAACCAAGGAGAUCCUCCCUGCUGGGUGUGCGCAGGGCUGCCGGGUCAGAUUUCUGAAGAUGGGAACUACGUGUUGCCCCCUGUAGGUGGCGACUCUCGUAUGAAAAAUCAAGAGUUUCCUUCCCAGCAGUCUUGGAGGGACUCAUGUCUCAGUGGGCCAUGUAAUUGCCAGUGGAAAGGUCAGCAACCAUCCGUGAGAAAUCAUUUCUGUAGAUGUGACAGCGUUGGGUGGCUCUCACACCACAGUGGCAAUGAGGGGGUACACAGAAAGGGGACAAGCUGUAGUUUCCAUGGCUACAGAGAAGAGACCGUGAAGGCGUUGUCACUUAAGCAGGACUUGAUUAAACCGAGGCCUGAGCCCUGCCCGUGUAUGGAGUAUGGAAGAGCCUGGGGCCGUGGCGACAGCAGUGACCACAGCUCUCACACCCAUCAGCGGCUCCAUUCAAGAGGGAAGCCCUGUCCACGCAGUCCACGUGGAAAGGGCUGUCCCGACAGGUCAGCUCUUCACGUUCAUCCAAGUGUGGAGGCAGGAGACGCAGGUGCUGCUGAGAGGGCUCCCCUGCGGUCCCCUCCAGGAGCGUGGACAGAGCCGAGGCUGUGCCAAUGCAGCGAGAACGUCCGUCACGGCUCCCCUCUUAGCACCCAGAAGGGCAGCAUCCCCGAGAAAGCUUUUGAUUGCUGUUUACACUGUAGUAGUAAUUUUAGGGCCCAUAUUAGGGAAGAACCCAACAAAUAUGAGAAGAAUGGGAAUGUUUCUAAUCAGAGUUUAUAUCUUCAAGUUAACCAGAACAUCCAUGCUGAAGAGAAGUUAUAUCCAGGUGUGGACUCUAGAAAAGAUUUCACACAUUGCUCAAAUUUCAACACUCAGCACAGAGUUCAUGUGGAAGAGACUCUCUAUAACUCUGAGUGUGAUAAGCACUUCAGUUUGCCCCCACCUUUCCAGGACUUUCCAACAGUGGACCCCAGAGAACAAGUGCAUAAGCAUACAUGCAGCACCAGCUUCAGUCAGAAUUUGUGUACUCAAGGCCAUCAGCAGCUUCACAUCGGAGAGAAGCCUUUUUAUAAAGAGGGUGGGAAUGGCCGUAACUGGAGUCCCAGCCCCAGAGAACGUCAGAAACGGAAGCCUCACAAAUGCAACACCUGUGGGAAAGCCUUCAGUCACAGAUCGGUCCUUAACGUUCACCAGAGAAUCCACACCGGAGAGAAACCAUACAAGUGUGCAGAGUGUGGGAAGGCCUUCAGUCGGAGUGCCUACCUUCAAGCCCACCAGAGAGUUCACACCGGAGAGAAACCAUACAAGUGUGAAGAGUGUGGGAAGGGCUUCAGCCGGAAUUCCUACCUACAAGGCCACCAGAGAGUUCACACCGGAGAGAAACCAUACAAGUGUGAAGAGUGUGGGAAGGGCUUCAGCCGGAGUUCACACCUUCAAGGCCACCAGAGAGUUCACACCGGAGAGAAACCAUACAAGUGUGCGGAGUGUGGGAAGGGCUUCAGCUGGAGCUUUAAUCUUCAAAUUCAUCAGCGGGUUCACACAGGAGAAAAACCCUAUAAAUGUGGAGAAUGUGGCAAAGGCUUCAGCAAGGCCUCAACUCUCCUGGCCCAUGAGAGAGUCCACACGGGAGAGAAGCCUUACCAGUGUGACCAGUGUGGGAAGGGCUUCAGUCAGAAAUCGUACCUUCAAAGCCACCGGAGCGUUCACUCUGGAGAGAGACCAUAUAUAUGUGAGGUGUGUGGGAAGGGCUUCAGUCAGAGAGCAUAUCUCCAAGGUCACCAGAGAGUCCACACGAGGGUGAAACCAUAUAAAUGCGAGAUGUGUGGGAAGGGCUUCAGCCAGAGUUCCCGCCUUGACGCCCACCGCAGGGUCCACGUGGGGGGAAAACCGUACAAGUGUGAGACAUGCACGAAGGGAUUUAGUGAGCACUCCCGCCUCCAAGCACACCAGAGGAUCCACACAGAGGGAAGCCCGUACAGAUGUGAGCAGUGCGGUAAGGGCUUCGGUGGGUGUUCCAGUCUCCAGGCCCAUCACAGAGUCCACACUGGGGAGAAGCCAUACAAAUGUGAGGUGUGUGGGAAAGCCUUCAGCCAGAGAUCAAAUCUGCAAGCUCACCAGCGAGUCCACACGGGAGAGAAACCCUACACGUGUGAAGCUUGUGGGAAGGGUUUCCGUUGGAGUUCAGGCCUUCUGAUCCAUCAAAGAGUCCAUAGCAGCGAGCAGUUCUGUAGGAGGGAAGAGUGCAGAAGCAGUCAUCCUCCUGAGAACCUAUGCAGAAGCCAAGGCCUGUCAAAUGCCGUUCUGUUUUGUUAACCAAAGUGUAGUGUUUGUACCCAACAUGAAUGCCGGUGGUGGCUGGAAACAACAUGGUGUAGAGCUCUACCAAGAGUUUGCCAAAACCCCAACAAGCUGUUGCAGAGGAUCAAGAACUUCCCAACAUGCAUGUCAGCAGGAAUUAACAGAAGUAUGAUGUCCACGUCCACCAGCACGUGAGACUCUGUCCGCUGCCAAGGCUGCACGGCCAUGACUGGAGGGGUGGCUCAGUGGUGACAAGUAACUGGCUGCUUCUGAAGAAGACCACGUGGUGGCUAUCUGACACCUCCAUGAUGCCCAGACAUAUGUGCAGGCAAAACACUCACAUACAGAAAAACAAAUAAAUGAAACCAUGGUCUUCCCUAA